AUGUCUUUGUGGGUUGAUAAGUAUAGACCAAAGACUCUACAGUCAUUAAGUUACAAUGAAGAAUUAACAAAUCAAUUGUACUCAUUAACGAGACAACCUCAAGAUCUUCCACAUCUGUUGUUCUAUGGACCCAAUGGUGCUGGUAAGAAGACUAGAUGUAUGGCACUGUUGCAAGAAAUAUUUGGUUCUGGGGUUUACAAGCUGAAGAUCGACGUUAGACAGUUCGUCACACCAUCCAACCGUAAGCUGGAGUUGAAUGUAGUCAGUAGUCCCUACCAUUUAGAGAUUACUCCGAGCGAUAUUGGUAACAACGAUCGUGUUGUGAUACAAGAAUUGAUUAAGGAAGUCGCUCAAAUGGAACAAGUAGAUUUCCAGGACUCCAAGGAUGGUUUGGCACAUCGUUACAAGUGCGUUAUCAUCAACGAGGCAGACUCGUUGACUAGAGAUGCCCAGGCAGCAUUAAGAAGAACUAUGGAAAAAUACUCUGGUAACAUCAGGCUUAUAAUGCUAUGUGAUUCAAUGUCCAGUAUCAUUGCUCCUAUCAAGUCUCGUUGCUUGCUAGUUAGAGUACCAUCACCAAGUUUGCAAGAAACUGUGUCUAUCCUGCAGGAUUGUUGUUCCAAAGAAAAAAUAACUGCCGAGGGCAAUUGUCUAGAGAGGAUAGCGAAUCUGUCAAAGGGGAACUUGAGAAUGUCACUCUUAGCACUAGAAUCUACCUCACUACAAAAUGAAUUGCAUUUAAGAAACGAUACACCUUUGAACAGACCUGAUUGGCAAUUGGUGAUCCAUAAAAUGGCUAGGAAAAUAUUAAAAGAAAGAACUGUUAAUAACCUUGUAGAAUGCCGUUCCAUAAAUUAUGAUCUAUUAGCCCAUUGUAUUCCUGCCAAAACCAUAGUCCAUGAAUUAACGACGCAAUUGCUUUCAGAUGCCCAGUCAGAUCCGUUGAAGUUGGCAAUUAUCGAUACUGCAUGCACUUUUGAUCACCGUCUCAACCUUGGAAACAAAGCAAUCUACCAUUUAGAAGGGUUCAUUGCAAGGACAAUGUGUGAAAUAGAUAAAUAUACGUAA
Messenger RNA from Kluyveromyces lactis, 1068 nucleotides. It is a transcript of the gene RFC5, whose product is annotated as replication factor C subunit 5. The transcript has a single exon. Gene Ontology annotation, cellular component: DNA replication factor C complex; Elg1 RFC-like complex; Ctf18 RFC-like complex. The record is from RefSeq and is a predicted model, not a curated record. NCBI's taxonomy places the organism in Eukaryota, Fungi, Ascomycota, Saccharomycetes, Saccharomycetales, Saccharomycetaceae. Gene Ontology annotation, biological process: DNA-templated DNA replication; DNA repair. Gene Ontology annotation, molecular function: ATP hydrolysis activity; DNA clamp loader activity; DNA binding. Bases 1 to 1068 code for a protein of 355 amino acids.